AUGAUCGAUGGUGUCGUCCCAAGAGCUCUCCGUUGGUACUGAAGUGGCUGAAAAAAUAUGUUACUGCUCUCCAGGCUUCACAUUCAGCAGAAUAUGAAGCAAAGGACUCAGUUAUUAGCGCAGAUACCGACUUUAACAACGAUGACAACAAGAACACGACCUCAUUACAGCUCGAUGCCCGAUCAUCACACUGGCGCAAUACAAUUCCCGUGAUUAUUGUAGGAGCAGCAGCGAUGAUAGUGACGGGGAUUGCGGUCUUCCUUUAUCUACGACAACGUUCGGAGAUACGUAAAGCAGAUCUGCAGAGCUCAGGAGCAAACCAACUAAGUAUGAGCAGUACCCAGAGCAGCCACGGUUCCAGAAAAAACCCCAACAACCAGCUCAAUGGCAGAGAAGAUAUCUUCGGGAAUCCACAUAUCCUUCGCGACUGUAUCGAGAUAUUAACGUCAUCACCUCUUUCACUAUCUCAGACUGGAACUGCGGAAAGUCACGCGUCUAAUAGUCCCAAACCGGAUUGCUCCAAGGACGCUGAUGUCCUCAAUACGUUAAUAAACGACCCGCAGUUGAAGCAUGCACAGAUCCCCUUUGAUCGCCUACAAUUCCAUCAUCUCAUAGCUCGAGGAGCUCAUGAAGUGUGGCUUUGUGUACUGCGCGAUCGUUGCGUUGCCGUUAAGAGACUACCCAAGGACGAGCGGAAAAAUUUGGACGAGAUACGGGCGUUUAUCGAGACUAUUCGAUUGAGUGCGUUUCUACAACAUUCGAGUAUUUUGAGCUUUAUUGGCGUCGCAUGGAGCUCCUUACAGGAUCUCUGUCUUGUGACGGAGUAUCUGGAACUCGGAGAUCUCCAGGACUAUCUCCGGCAAUCGAAUCCUAACCGGGAUCAACGUGACAUUUACGAAGAUUUCAUGAGCUUCUCCUUGUCAUGGAAAAGCGAGAAGAUGCAGCUCCUUCUCGAUAUCACGCGAGGCCUCGUCUACUUGCACCGUAAGCGUAUUAUUCACGGCGAUCUCAAAACCAGAAACGUGCUGCUGUCGGCUGAUCUGGAUGCCAAGUUGACCGGAUUUGGAGUUGUCGGCUAUCGCAGAGAAAACCAACUGGACAAGUCGCACACUUCUCGGCCAAAUACUCCGUUCUGGACAGCUCCAGAGGUUUUGGCGGGUGGAACACCGUCACGGAAAGCUGACAUCUACUCGCUCGGCAUUCUAAUAACUGAGCUGGAUACACAUCGGUCGCCUUACGCGACCGCCUUAACAGCUCGAGGUCGUCGAAUGCCACCGAGGCAAGUGUUGCAGCACAUCAUGUCGGGUCGCUUAAAGCCCUGUUUGUCUCCGACUUGCCCGAAUGAGAUCGUGGACUUAGUAGAAUUAUGUCUUCAGCCUGACCCGGACGCGCGUCCCAGCGCUAGUGAUGUCGUACAAGCCAUUCGAAGCAUUCCUGGUUUCAACCUCGAUGAGUUCAGUCUGUAG
Messenger RNA from Phytophthora infestans T30-4, 1466 nucleotides. RefSeq names its product protein kinase, putative. Lineage: Eukaryota; Oomycota; Peronosporomycetes; Peronosporales; Peronosporaceae. The transcript has a single exon. The record is from RefSeq and is a predicted model, not a curated record. The coding region runs from base 234 to 1466 and encodes 410 amino acids. Gene Ontology annotation, biological process: protein phosphorylation. Gene Ontology annotation, molecular function: ATP binding; protein kinase activity.